GCUCCUUGGUGCUGUGGCGGUGUGGUUGACUAGGGUGCUACUUGGAGUCGUGUGGCCCUUGAAAACCCCGCGUAUCCACCACUGCCUCCUCUGGUCCUCGCCAUGUUCCUCACUCGGUCCGAGUACGACAGGGGUGUGAAUACUUUUUCUCCGGAAGGAAGAUUGUUUCAAGUGGAAUAUGCCAUUGAGGCUAUCAAGCUUGGUUCUACGGCCAUUGGCAUCCAGACAUCAGAGGGUGUGUGUCUAGCUGUGGAGAAGAGAAUUACCUCCCCACUAAUGGAGCCUAGCAGCAUCGAGAAAAUUGUAGAGAUUGAUGCUCAUAUAGGUUGUGCCAUGAGUGGGCUAAUUGCUGAUGCUAAAACUUUAAUUGAUAAAGCCAGAGUGGAGACACAGAACCAUUGGUUCACCUAUAAUGAGACAAUGACGGUGGAAAGUGUCACUCAGGCUGUGUCCAAUCUGGCUUUGCAGUUUGGAGAAGAAGAUGCAGAUCCAGGUGCCAUGUCUCGUCCCUUUGGAGUAGCAUUGUUGUUUGGAGGAGUUGAUGAGAAAGGACCUCAGCUGUUCCAUAUGGACCCAUCUGGGACCUUUGUACAGUGUGAUGCUCGAGCAAUUGGCUCUGCUUCAGAGGGUGCCCAGAGCUCCUUGCAAGAAGUUUACCACAAGUCUAUGACACUGAAAGAAGCCAUUAAGUCCUCGCUCAUCAUUCUCAAACAAGUAAUGGAGGAGAAGCUGAACGCCACGAACAUAGAGCUAGCCACGGUGCAGCCUGGUCAGAAUUUCCACAUGUUCACAAAGGAAGAACUGGAGGAGGUGAUCAAGGACAUUUAAGGAGGAGCUAUCCUCAGACAUCUGUGGGACAAUUUCAGUUCUCUUGAUUGCCCUUAAACUUUAUUUCCAGCUCUUAUGUCAUGGAAAAUAUCCAGUAUAUGUGUGUUUUUUUAUGAUGUCUGUACAUUACAGCAAUUCUGAAAUAAAAGAAUUUUAAAA
This is a messenger RNA of Chionomys nivalis (European snow vole), 987 nucleotides long. Its product is annotated as proteasome subunit alpha type-5. Gene Ontology annotation, biological process: proteasome-mediated ubiquitin-dependent protein catabolic process. Lineage: Eukaryota; Metazoa; Chordata; Mammalia; Rodentia; Cricetidae. Gene Ontology annotation, cellular component: nucleus; proteasome core complex; proteasome core complex, alpha-subunit complex. The record is from RefSeq and is a predicted model, not a curated record. Bases 103 to 828 code for a protein of 241 amino acids. The transcript has a single exon.